Messenger RNA from Trematosphaeria pertusa, 354 nucleotides. RefSeq names its product ankyrin repeat protein. The record is from RefSeq and is a predicted model, not a curated record. The annotation marks the transcript as partial. NCBI's taxonomy places the organism in Eukaryota, Fungi, Ascomycota, Dothideomycetes, Pleosporales, Trematosphaeriaceae. The transcript has a single exon. Gene Ontology annotation, molecular function: protein binding.
GCGAUAACGCGGGACCACCUUAAAGUUGUUGAGUUUCUCCUCAAAAGCGGCGUCAACGUGAACGAGCGAAUUCGCAAUAACGAAACUCCUCUACUACUCGCCGUCGAAUCCCGGGGCGAGCCUAUGGUCCAGCUUUUGCUCGAGCAUCACGCAGAUCCGUGCCUAUCCAACCGAUGGGGUUUGACGGCGCUGCAUGUGGCCUGUUACGAAGGCUCAGCAGCACUGACACGGCUGCUACUCAAGCAAAGUACUAUAAAGGUGGAUAAAACGGACAAUUUCGGAUGGACGCCAUUGCACUAUGCCGCUCAAACCGACUCUAAAGCAGUCGCCGAGCUUCUUUUAGCUCACGGUGCC